Messenger RNA from Aspergillus novofumigatus IBT 16806, 3613 nucleotides. RefSeq names its product Cu(2+)-transporting P-type ATPase CCC2 (gene ctpA). The record is from RefSeq and is a predicted model, not a curated record. Gene Ontology annotation, biological process: copper ion homeostasis; monoatomic cation transport. Bases 316 to 3420 code for a protein of 1034 amino acids. Gene Ontology annotation, cellular component: membrane. The transcript is spliced from 17 exons. Gene Ontology annotation, molecular function: ATP binding; P-type divalent copper transporter activity; copper ion binding. NCBI's taxonomy places the organism in Eukaryota, Fungi, Ascomycota, Eurotiomycetes, Eurotiales, Aspergillaceae.
CUUUCUGCAUUAUGGGCCUCUAGCCAAGACUUUCCGGCUGUUUCUUCCAGUUGCCCUCAAGAAAUUGAUAACCAAGAAGAAAGGGAUGAAAUGAUAUGCCCUUGUCGGUCUUCCGACCACAUCCGUCCCUGUACUCCCUUCGUUGGUCUUUUCUCCGCUAUUUAUCUUUGACGUCAACCCAGCUGGCUGUAGACGCUGGCUCCUGGUCUCCCUUUUCAUACAGUCUUGGUCUCCCUUCCAUAACAGACCCUGAUGCGGUAACACACUACAGUACAGCUUCCGUUGCGUAGCUUUGGUGAAGUCAAACCCCGCGCGAUGGCGGCCUCCGAUCCUGUACGCGCCCACGAUAGUGGCUCCUCCGCCGGCCGAUCCCCAGUGCAUAUGGCGACCACAACAGUCAAGGUGGAUGGAAUGACAUGCGGGCAUGGUCUGGAAGGUGUAGGAGAGGUGUCAGUUAGCUUGAUGAUGGGCCGAGCCGUCGUCCAUCAUGAUCCGACCAUAAUACCUGCGGAAGCAAUAGCCGAAAAAAUCGAUGACUCUGAUGCGCAGGAUCCGACGCCGCGAUUUUCGACCACGACGUUGGCGGUGGAAGGAAUGACAUGUGGCGCCUGUACCUCUGCUGUGGAAGGAGGACUCAAAGAAGUCAGAGGCGUCAAAUCGAUCAACGUCUCAUUGCUGUCAGAACGAGCAGCGGUGGAGCAUGAUGCUUCCGUGAUCACGCCAGAACAGCUCGCGGACAUUAUCGAGGAUCGUGGCUUCGGCGCGACGGUGCUGGAAACCUCAACGCCGCAGGACGGGCCUCGUGGCUCGCAGGAAGAUGCGGACGCUAAAUCGCGCCUCAUGAACACAACCGUCUCUAUAGAUGGCAUGACGUGUGGCGCUUGUACAUCCAGCGUGCAGAGUGCAUUCGAUGGUGCUGAUGGUGUGGUUCAGUUCAACAUCAGCUUACUUGCUGAACGCGCUAUCAUCGUUCAUGACCCUACUGUUCUCUCGGCCCAACAAAUCAUCACAAUUAUCGAAGAUGCGGGUUUUGAUGCAGCUAUCAUUUCUUCAGAGCCUAAACUGUCUACGUCUAGCUCUAUGAGCAGCGUAGCUCUGAGUUUACACGGCUUGCGCGAUGUAGUCGCGGCAAAUGAUCUAGAAGACUCCCUUCUCCGGAGACCCGGAAUACACUCGGCGUCCAUCAAUAUGGGCACAUACAAGCUUGCAGUUUCGUAUGAUUCUGCGAAAAUUGGGAUUCGUACCAUUGUUGAGGCGAUUGAGACUGCCGGCUAUAAUGCCUUGCUGUGUGAGUCGGACGACACCAACGCCCAAUUGGAAUCUCUGUCCAAAACCAAGGAGGUCCAAGAGUGGCGACGUGCAUUCUUGUUCUCUCUCUCAUUCGCGGUGCCCGUCUUCGUCCUCAACAUGUUGCUUCCCAUGUAUCUACCCAAGCUCGACUUCGGCAAGCUCCCGUUAUGCGCAGGCGUGUACCUCGGGGACGUGCUAUGUUUGUUGCUCACCAUCCCCGUCCAGUUCGGUAUUGGGAAGCGAUUCUACGUGAGCAGCUACAAAUCACUCAAGCAUCGCUCACCGACUAUGGAUGUUCUUGUCAUGUUGGGCACAUCUGCGGCUUUCUUCUACAGUGUCUUCAUCAUGCUUGUGGCCAUGUGCACAAUGGCCGACAAACGGCCCAACACCGUGUUUGAUACAAGCACCAUGCUCAUUACCUUCAUUACACUCGGAAGAUGGCUAGAGAAUCGGGCUAAAGGUCAAACGUCAGCCGCUCUCUCGCGACUCAUGUCCCUGGCUCCGUCUAUGACGACAAUUUAUGAUGAUUCUAUUGCUGCUGAGAAGCUCGCCGAGGAAUGGGAAACCGCCAAAGUUUACCCUGAUGAGAAGAAGCCGGCAUCAUCAAGCGCCGAAAGAUCUGGUCCAGGUCACAGAGUGAUCCCAACUGAGCUCAUUGAAAUUGGCGACAUAGUUGUUCUUCAUCCUGGUGACAAAGUUUCUGCAGACGGGGUCGUCAUUCGAGGCGAAAGUUACGUGGACGAAAGCAUGAUCACUGGUGAAGCGCUGCCCAUUUAUAAAAAGAAGGGCAGUACCGUCGUUGCUGGAACCGUGAAUGGCACUAGUUCGAUUGACUUCAAGGUCACCCGAACCGGCAAGGACACUCAGCUCAGCCAGAUUGUGAAAUUGGUUCAAGACGCGCAGACAAGCCGGGCUUCUAUCCAGCGGGUGGCGGAUAUUGUUGCUGGCUACUUCAUUCCGGCUAUCAUCAGUCUCGGUCUCAUCACGUUCUUUGGUUGGAUGUUCGUUAGCCACAUCUUCGUUGCCGAAGGCAGUGGCGGAAAAGUCAUGGUUUGCCUGAAGCUUUGCAUCUCUGUCAUCGUCUUUGCUUCCGUGAUGGUUGGUACUGGUGUUGUCAAGGGUGGUGCUAUCAACCACGUCGUCUUUGACAAGACUGGCACCCUGACUACGGGGAAGAUGACUUGGCAUGAAGGGCGUCGUCGACUUUGGUGGUUGAUCCACCCUAUCGGCAAGGCCAUCCUCUCAGCAGCAAAGGCGGAAUCAGGCCACUCCGAGGGCGAUGGACUACCAGGCAGCUUGGGUGACUUCAAUGCCCAUCCCGCGUUCAAUGGAGAACGGACAAGGUAUCGUGCUGUAAUUGGCAACGCCGCUUUCUUGCGGUCUCAAGCUGAAGAUCAGUCCACCGGCAGCCCGAAGCCUACCGCUGGCAUCACGCAGAUUCAUGUGGCCAUCGAUCACCAGUUUGCCGGAACUAUCUUCCUCCGCGACACUGUGAAAUCGACUGCCACUUCGCUCAUCACUGGAGAUACCAGGUCUACUGCCUUGUCCGUCGCUUCGGCCGUUGGUAUAACCUCUGAAUUCGUUCACGCUUCUGCCUCCCCGUCCGACAAACAAUCCAUAAUCGCUUCGAUGCAAGAAUCUGGCGAUGGAAUCAAUGACUCCCCGGCUCUGGCAACCGCAUCAAUCGGGAUUGCUCUGGCUUCGGGGACGGACGUCGCCAUGGAAGCCGCCGACAUCGUGCUCAUGCGGCCGGAUGAUCUCCUCUCCGUCCCCGCCAUCUUCAGGCGCAUCAAGCUCAAUCUCAUGUGGGCCUGCCUCUACAAUGUCAUCGGCCUUCCAUUCGCCAUGGGUCUCUUCCUGCCCUUCGGCGGCUUCAUGCUCCCACCCAUGGCCGCCGGCGCAGCAAUGGCAGCAUCCAGUGUCUCCGUCGUCGUCAGCAGUCUGCUCCUGAACUUCUGGAAACGUCCACGAUGGAUGGACGUCGAGAAGCUAGAGAAGGAAGCCCAGCUCAACUGGUGGGCCGCUGCUCUCUCUGUAUCCGGUCCUGGCGGUCGCGCGAGAGUCUGUCCGAGAACAAUAGACACCAAUGAUGGCUAUGUCCCUCUACAGGCGGUAGAUCCUGUCGUUUAAUUUGCCUCUGUACCCUUCUUGCAUGUUUUUGGGUGCUUCGUCUCAUGUGCAUCGUUCAUAGCUAGGAUUCGGCGUAUGAAGUACCUGCAUGAUGGAUGUCUCUUCUCACGGCUAUCUUAAUAAUUUGAAUUGCAUAGACAUAUGUGGUUUUCGAGGGUCUUACAGAUGUUCAUCGAUACGUAGUAUCUUUACG